Heterobasidion irregulare TC 32-1 is the source of this 315-nucleotide messenger RNA. RefSeq lists its product as uncharacterized. The coding region runs from base 1 to 315 and encodes 104 amino acids. The transcript has a single exon. The record is from RefSeq and is a predicted model, not a curated record. NCBI's taxonomy places the organism in Eukaryota, Fungi, Basidiomycota, Agaricomycetes, Russulales, Bondarzewiaceae.
AUGGCCUCCCAGCCCCAGUCCCAGUCGCAACCCCAACCCUCUCUCAAGCCUGCAAGAGACGACCCAGCAAUGGGCAACGACGGACUAUUCCGACGCAGACAGGACAGCCUUCCGCGAUCAGCGUACGUCUGCGUGCACUGGACCCAGACAGGUCGGCCAGUCACCAUGUCAACAGAGAUGCAGCCCUCAGGGAGGGACCCACGACUCCAGCGGGCGGGGCUGCGCAACGGGGCUGAGCUCGAAAUCGGUGCCAUCACGGCGCCUCUCGGUGUGAACGUUGGCACCUUGAAGGACCCAGCGGGAUAUCGACGGUGA